Molecule: messenger RNA, 11867 nt
Organism: Acanthaster planci (crown-of-thorns starfish)
Lineage: Eukaryota; Metazoa; Echinodermata; Asteroidea; Valvatida; Acanthasteridae
Biological process (GO): regulation of transcription by RNA polymerase II
Cellular component (GO): nucleus
Molecular function (GO): DNA-binding transcription factor activity, RNA polymerase II-specific; RNA polymerase II cis-regulatory region sequence-specific DNA binding
Source: RefSeq, a predicted model, not a curated record
AGUCACCAACACGCUGUGGUAAUACUACACAAAUCUAAAGGAGAAAACACCGCCGAUUUCGAAAUUUCAUCGAAUAUUUGGAAUUGACUUCAGUACUAAGAUAACUGUUGAAUAUUUGCGGUAGUAUUACUUGAGUUGGCGUCGAAGGAAAGGUAGAGCUGACUGAGAUAUGGGCGGGAAAUCCCGGCGUUCGGAGCCAAUGGCGAAUGAAAAUUGAGUGUCGGUACUACAGAGUGUGUACAUCAUGCCACGUCAAAAACAAUCUAAACCGAAGGCGCUUAAACAGCAACGUGAGGAAGUGGAGCAGCUGAUACGGGAUGGUGGGACGUCUGACCCAAAAAAGCAAGAUUCAUCUGUCAAGUCUUCAAGGCAAUCUGCUGUCCUUUCAUCUGCUGGAAAGGGGAAGAGGCGACAUCGGCACAAGAAUGCCAUGAAAGUGAAGAUAGUUAAGAGGGUACGGAACAAGCGCAUCACGAAGGCUCUUCAAGCAAAAGCGAGUCCUGUUAGUGAAAAUGCCAAUGCUAGUGACAGAAUCUCCUGUUUGAAUCCAAACAGUAAUGAGAAGCCAGUAACUGAACUUCCAGAAGUGGAUUCUCAAAAUGUGGUGACAGAAUUGGGAUCGGAAGCAGCCUCUGAUAGCUAUGUAUCAGAUGUUGACAUUUUCAAGGACAAGUAUGACAUGAUCAAAGAGAGAAGCCUUAAGCGGGCCACCAAGGUCAAACAGACUGUUUCAGACAAUGAUAGAGCUAAAGGCAUUGAAGGUAGCCCUAAAAAGGGAUUAGAAAGUCCAAACAAAGCCCCAGUUUCAUCUGUAAAGGAGCCAGAAAGUCACAUGCAGAGAAGUCCAACAAAAUUUGAAGCAUCAGUCGAACAGAUAUCACCCAAACCAAGGCACUCAAAUUUACAAAGGAAAUCAACAGAGAGGGAGAGUGGACUAUUCAACCGUGGAAGCACACUAAGUUAUACGAAGAACAUUGUGAAAGGCCGAAAACGCUGUGUUUCUGAGGGGAUGCUAACUCCUCAGGAGGCACUGUCCAAACAGCAAGCGUUGGAGGCUUUGCUUCAGAUAACUGGUGUCGAAUUGCACACAAUGAGCAAAGUGCCUGCACGUUUACGGGAAGAAACAGGGCCAACUAUGGUUACAAUGACAAACUCAGCUCCUCUUGCAUCGCAGACGUCACUCACUGAUACAAACAUUGGGAGCAUGGUAAAAAUCAGUGAGUCCGAUAAAGGAGUUGUGAAAUACCAACUGCUGUCUGACUCACUGGAAGAGCAAGGUUUGAAACUUGUGUAUACAGCACCUGCCAUUGGACAAACAAACCAGGAACAAAUGAGCUACAGCGCCUAUCGCCCACGCAAGAACAGCACAAGAAGUAAUGCAUCUGAUUCAGCUGAAGACCCCACUGCCAAAGACUCACAAAAAUGCUGUAAAAAACCUGGACGACAUGUCUGUCAGUUUUGUGGACGUCGUUGCACAAAGCCAAGUGUUUUGAAAAAGCAUAUCCGUUCUCACACUGGAGAACGUCCUUACCCAUGUUCACCUUGUGGAUUCUCAUUUAAAACUAAGAGCAAUCUUUACAAACACUGCAAGACUCAUGCACAUGCCAUCAAGGCAGGACUCACACCCAACUCAGAGGAUCUUGCAAAGCUAGCUUUGCCGGAUCUAGAUGAAGAUGACUCUGAAGAGACAGAGAGUGAAGAUGAGAUAACAACAUGUGAUGCCACAACGUGCCAAAUGGAACGAACUGAAAAAUUGUCAGAGAGUAUUGCCCCUUCGCAUGGUGGCUCCACACCACGUUCGGAGACAGAGCCAAUAUCAAAAGCCUCACAAGAGGAGAGAAAUACUAAACCAUCUAACAUUCCCAUGUUACAAGUACCUAGGAGCCUUGUUGCAAUACCAAAUAUUCCCCAGCAGCAGGCAGACAGCCAAAGUAACCAGGAAACCGUCUCAAGACAUUCCAGCUGGGUCCCUACCCAAACUUCAGUACUACCAACAAAUACAUGUAAUAUCAAAAUGGAUAUGCCAUUACUGAGUACACUACUCCCCACAAAAUCACCAAAGUCAACUGAUAUCAAAUUAGUUGAUAGACCCUCUUCAGCACCCUCGGUAUCUGCUGUAACAAUCUCCAAGUCCAACUCUAGCCAGAAAGAUAGGCAUGUCACAUCAGAAAGCCGACACGAUGAAGAAGUAGUAAUGUCAGCAUCUGGAGCCUCUUCAAGCCAGCUGUUGAAGUCUAUACUUCCUGGAGAGCUAGCUGGAUUCCGCAUUGACAUGGAAACUAGACGGGCCAUUCCCGUCUUGAAUCCUCAGGUUGGAACACCAGGAGCAAUGCCUACAGCCAAUGAAGCUUCAUCAAAUUCUGGCCAACUGCUUAUCCCUCUCACAGGGUUCAAUAUCGUGAAGUCUGGUGGUCAGUAUCAUGUCCAGAUUCCUGUACAAGGCAUCCCUGAAGAUUCCUUAACGAUGAGCCUAGAUGGAGAGUCGGGCUCAGUAGCUGAUGACACAAACAGUAGUUCCAGUUUCACCAAGAGUGUUUCCAAAGAGAGUCUCCAGGAGAGAAUCCAGCUCUUGAUUUCCCAGAACCGUGCGAUUGUGGACAACACUGUGCUUGAAUCAGUGAAGCCACGACGUACCAGUGCUUCACGCAGAGACAGUGAAAAUAAUUCACCAAGGGUAGAGAUGUCAGUGGAACCCACAAAUAAUGUAAGUGCUCAAGAAGUUAGAGGGGUCAACCCAUCAGGUUACCAUGAGGUUGUGAACCCUCAAAUGCGUUACAGGAGGAACUCCUUGCCAGAAGCGCAGCACUCGCCUUCUGUAUCCCAUGGUUCUAUGAUUGCGUAUCCCCUUCCUGGUGAAGGAAACCUUCUGGAGCGUGUCUUGAAGUCCCAGCAGCAGAGCACUUUGAAAGGAACCUCUGUGGCUAACAAGGAAAUACAACUUCCAACACGGGAUUUGCCUGCAACAAAAGUUGAUGUACCAAUGCAGCAUACAGGAAAUCCCAGGGACAACAGCAACUCUAUCAAAGAUCUCUUGAUGCAAGACAGGCCACAUCGAUUAGCACAGAUUGCUCAGCACUCUCCUGUACAAAUGCCAGAUGAUUCUCCAGCGGGACAAGGGUCCCCUACCAUGAGAUUUUUCCCAGGAUCUCCUUGGUUGUUACCCCAAGAUGGAGACUCGGCGAUGAAUCAGCUGAGAGGCACACUGCAGCAGCACAGAGCAACACCACAUGCUCAUAAUUUGAUGUGUCAUUCAUCAUGUAAUGUAACAGAGGAUGUAAAUGUAUCCCAAAGGAUCUCUGAAUUGAGAGGUACUGGCCGAAGGAGGAAGUACAAAUCUGAGAGUGACAUCAUUGGUGAUGGAAUUCAGGCAGGGCCUUCCUCUCCAAAGAGACGAGCCAGGAAGAUUAAAGACAUUCCUUCUGUGGUUUCUCCUCUUGCUACAAGCAGUGUUCAACAUCAGGCAUCAAGUCUUACACCAUCUAGAACUCUCACUGAGCUUCAAAAAGGUGUAGGCUUGAAACCUGUCAGUCCUCUUGGCCAUUUUACUUCCUUUCCUGGCCAUGUUUCUUCACUGCCAUAUCCACUUACAUCUCCAUCAACUCACUUCACUACAUAUUCAACACCCUUGACCCCAAACUCUGGUUACUCAACCGUUCACACAAGCCAAACAGCUGGCAAUACCCCUGGUCACAUGGCCCUGGUACUGAAUCACAUGACACCAAUUCAGAGUCAUGUUCCACCAAUACAAAGUCAAGUAACAACAGUGCGGACUCCCUUGAUACCAGUGCCGAGCCACAUGACAUCAGCAUCAGGUGUCUUGUCACUGUCAAGUCAGACAGCAUCAGUGUCAAGUGUACUGUCACCAAGUUCAAGUCACUUGAUGACACAUAGUCCAAUGCAACACUACGUGGGUCCUCUCACAUCAGUAUCAAGCCUUAUUUCAUCGCAGCCUGGGCAAAUGAUGUCUUCUGUUGUUCAGAGUACGUGUACAUAUUCAUUGCAAGGAACACCAACUCACCUGCCACAUCAGACUGCUGUUCAUCCAAGUCCUGUUAGUAGUGUCUACACACAAUCCCAGCCAGUCUUGUCAGAGGUGUCUGUUAUCCAGCAUACCAGAAUGCAGGGCAAAAGUGAGCCAACCAAUAAGGAGUUGAAACUAGAAGUAGGCCAAGCCAGAGAUGAUGCCUUUACGGGCUACUCAUGGCCCUACAGAUACCCUGUGUCAACGCAGAGUGCAGGAGUUCCUUCACCUGCCAGCCAGGGUCUACAUCUGUUGGCAGUAGCUUCUAAGACUCCAGAUUUGCCUACUUAUCCCUUGGUGGGCAGUCAGAAUCAAUGUUUUUCAUUGUCAGAGAGGAUGCAGGCAGACAAAAAAAAUGAACAGUUGAUAUCUCCAUUGCUAAAUGAUCCUUCAAGACAGUGUGACAAGCAGAAACCCAGUGAAGAAACUGAGAAUGCAGCCCCUAUCGCAAUGCAACUACUUGCAGCAGUUGCUCAAAGCUCUUCUUAUGCCCCAAGACUCAGCCCAAGAGAUUUUGUCUCAAGCAAGGCAACAAGUGAAUCCAAAGUAAUCGACCAAACUCAGCAAGAUCAGCCAAUCAAUAGCAGUCCCGCAGCUUUUCAAAGGGAUGUUGAGGGCACCAGUGUUUCAAAUCAGGAGCAACUCGUGCAACCUGUACCAUCACUCCCAGAGAUGAAGCAACAGAGAGAAAUCAUUUCACCAAAGACAGUUAAAGUGGAAAGAAAUUCAGCGAGUCCUAAGUCUCCUAGGUGUGAUGCUAGAGCUCUGAGGAGUGAUAACAGCAGGCAGAGUCCUACUACAUUACCACGGGUUCCCGCCUCUAGACACCAUCUGAAACUUGACCUAAAGUCACCUCUAACAUCACGCAUGAAAUCCCCAGGAGCUGCAGAUUCUCAAAAGUCACUUCUGCAGAUUGAUCCUAAGAGUCUCCUCACACCUGAAGCGCUCUCAAUUGCUGAGUCAGUGAUGAAACUGGCAUCUCCAAUGAAGGCAAAUACUCCCAUUACUCCUGUGGAAUCAGCACGUGAGUUGGGACGAUUAAUGGCACAUGCUUUUCACAAUGCAGGCGGAAAGGUUGAGAGUCUGAUUACAUCUACUCAAGGCACAAUGAUGAUUGGACCCAUUGCCACUCCCACACCAGGUUCAGGCAGUGGUUCAACACAGUAUUUCAUCAUUCCCUCGCCAUCUUCAUCUCAACCUCCAUCAGGCUUUCCAGGGCCAAAUACAUUAUUUUCCCCAUCUGCUGUCAGCACCGCUUCUUCAACACUGGUUUCACCACUCAGAAGUCCUUUAGCAACUUCAUCAAUAACAUCUCAACCACAGGGUCAUGAGGCAGUUGUGUCCACAGUUGCUUCAACUCCUUACAAACGUGUUCCACCACAGAAACCUGAUUGCCAGAGCUCCUUUGACAAACAGGUCUUGAGACAGGUCAAGACAAAUUCAGCAUUAAGACAGAAAAUGAAGUUUUCAAAAUUGUCACGUAGCACAGCACGCAACUUCAAAAUCACUAAGACAACAUUCUGCUGUGUGAAGCGUCCCCAGCCGAUGUAUGUACAGCAAGGAAAUAAUCGGAAAAUAUCCAUGUAUUCUAACUGGAGACCUGGAGGAAGCUGUCCCAACCCUCUUGGAAUCUCCUGGAAGGCCCAUCUUGCACUAUACGACACGAGUAGGAACAAGAAGCCACGAUUUUACUAUGUCACUACUAGUAUAUCACCACCACAGGGUGGUAUUGUAACAGAGUCAGCAGGAUGGAAACCAGAGACAGUUACCAAAGCAGUUGACAGUUCAACAGCAGAAGUCCAGCAACGGCAGGCAGUAAGUGUUUGUGCAUCUAAGCCAUCAGAUAUAGGAUCAGCUGAUAAAUCGAUGCUUGAAUUGGAUGCACUCAAAGCCAAAGAGAAAAAGGUGAAGGAAAUAUCUGAUCACAGUGAACCAAACCGCAUUCAGAUAUUCAGUGGAGGCUACAAAUCAAAUGAAGAUUAUGUCUACGUACGGGGUCGUGGUCGUGGUAAAUAUGUCUGUGAAGAAUGUGGGAUUCGGUGCAAAAAGCCAAGCAUGUUGAAGAAGCACAUCCGGACGCACACAGAUAUGAGACCCUACCAAUGCCAGAUUUGUAAUUUUGCCUUUAAGACAAAGGGAAACCUGACUAAACAUAUGAAAUCGAAAGCACAUAGUAAGAAGUGCACCAAAAAUGGGAUCCCAACAGCAGAUGAAUCUUGCAUGGAACAUCAAUUCUCAGAUGCUGAUGAUGAAGACACAGAUUCUGCUGAUGGCGACACCACUGAUGAAGAGGAAGAUGAUGAGGAUGAUGAUGAUAUCUCUGAGACCCGUUCUGAAAGUGCUGUCCCAGUCAGUGGAAUAGUCCCUCAUAGGGAGCGUUACAGCUCAGUACCCAAUAUUCAGGAUAUGCCUGACAGCAUAGAUAGUCAAGGACGACCUUUGAUAUGGCAUCAAUACCACCCAGGACAUUCCAAGAAAGGGCAGAGUGAGACACAAGACACAAGGACUAGGAGAGACUCUUUAAGUUCAAUUCCAUCCUCUGAUUCUCCAAAGAGUGGAACAGCACCAAAGGAUGAGGAAAAACAGCCAGUUAAGCUUUCCAGGUCUGAAGUUGUUGGGAAACUUAGUCGUCAUCUCACCAACAGGCAUCAGCAAAGUCUUGAAAAGGCACAGAAGGCCAGUGCCGCUGCCACAGGGAAGUUUGAAGAUAGCAAAGACCAAGACAGUUGUACAGUAUUUGACAUUUCACAACUGCCACCAAUUCAUACCAGUAUCUUGCUACCGCAAUCGGUGAAUCCAUCAAAUAUAAUUCAGCCUCAUGGUAGCAAGAGUGAUAAGCAACCUCCAGCACCACCUGUUCUGGACAAGUAUGGCCACAUAGUGCUAACUAUGUCCAAUUCAUCGGCCAGUCAGUAUCGUCUGUCAACCACCAUUCAGGAUAAUCUCGCUACCAGAAACAAGCGAGGAACGAGCAGUGGAGACAUAGCUACCCACUUGUCGGUGCCCAGCCCUGUGCAGCUUUCUACAACCAUAGAUAAGCAGGUUACUGCUAAUGUAACACCUUGUCAUCACAGUGCAGAAUAUUUCACAUCAGGAUCAACCUUCAUCCAAACCCAGCUUCAUAGUCCUGCUGCAUCCACUGAAUCUACCUCAGGGACACUAUCCCAGAAAGAUCAUGUGUCAAGUUUUGUAAGAACUCCAAGCAGCAUACCAACUGUGAGCAUCUCACAAGCAGACACCAAUGUUCCCUGGGCUUUUACGUUUCCAUCUCAUCAAGAACCUCCUCCAAUAGCAAAAGUUCCUCCCGGGCAAUCCACUUUAGUUGUUGGUGUGAGCCCAGUGCAUGGAAUCUCAAACAGAGAGGUGUUUCCAAACUAUGCAGUCUCAAGUGACGCUCAACUAGUGGCAGGAUCCAGCCCCAGAGCUUAUCCAACUAACUUUGACCUAUUUCCUCAUCUACCAAGAACAGUGUCACCUCAGUUUUUCCAUGCUUUCCCAGACCCCUCACAGCCAAUUGCCUCUCCAAGUCUGAAUUCCAGCAGACCAGUUCUUCAGUCAACAUCUCAAACACAGCGACUGUUUUCACCAAGAAGUCAUCCAAUUUCAGUUGCACCAUACCCUUCCUCAAGUGAAGUGACUCACAGCAUACCACCACCGAUCUUUGUGGAAGCUGUAUCAGAUGAUGAAGAGGAACACAGCCCCAGGAAACGACAGAAACUUGAUACUGAGCAGAACAAAAUCAUGGUGUCUGGUCAUGUUAUAUGUGGGAAUGCUUCAUCAUCUGUGCCAUCUUGGAUGUCAGAGCCAGGAAGUGCCAUCAAGCAACUGCUGUUAGCUCGACCGUCUCUGAUCGCACUACCACAAGAAAGUACCAAGUUUCCCUUCUCACCCUUUCUACCUCCAUCUUUGGCAUCUCCAAAACUCUCAAAGAGCAACUCCAACUUAUUGAGUAGCUCUCUUCAACCACCAUUAGUCUCACCUAUUGUCCCUUCAAAAAUGAUGCAGCUGCCUCCAACAAUUUUGUCUCAGGUGAGAUCUCCAACCGUGCAAUCAAGUUUCUCUCCAAGAGAUGAACAUCAAGAAUCCCCUGGGCCAUUUGUUCCUCCUGUUGCACGAGCCAAGUCACAGUUUCAAGUUGUGCCUCCGCAGUCCCAGAUGCAUUGUGAUAGGUCACCAAGUGUGAAUCAGAUCCCAGUAGAGGUAGCUGAAGAACUUGUCUCUUCUCCAACGCAUAUUGGAAACCACAAGUGCUCCAGCUGCAGCAAAAUAUUUAUGAAGCCAAGCCAACUAAGAAUUCAUAUGCGGAUCCAUCUUGAAGAAAAUGCUUUCUCAUGCCCAGAAUGCAUGCUGUCUUUCCCCACAAGGAUUCUGCUAGCCAAGCAUGAAAGGUCAGAAGAGCAUCUAUCCAAAGUAGAUGCUGUGGAGCUGCCUUCCACAUCCACUGAGAGUGACCCCCGUCCUUUCAAGUGCAAGGAAUGCCAAAUCGCAUUCAGGAUUCCAGGUCAUCUAGCAAAGCACCUGAGGUCAAGAGGUCAUCGGAUGACCUUGGAGAGGGAGGGAAAGCUGUCCCUUCCUAAAGAGGAGCAGAUUGGUCAUGAGAUGUCUGAUGUUGAGCAAGGAGAUCUUGUCAUCGAUGAUAGCCAUCAACCUUCUAGCCCAGCAGGAUCAUCUGACAAGACAGACAGUGCUAGUGAAGGUGGCGAUAUAGAUCAACUUAACUCCACCUCAACAUGAAAGCACUUUCAAAUGGAAACAAGUGUUAGCUACAACAGGAGAACCAGAUACAAUUAAGGAGCACGUGGGUGUGAAAUGGAAGGUAAACAAGGAACUCCAGGACGCCAUGGUCGUAAUAGGGCUGUAAAUGAUUUCUAUUGUCAGUAGCAUCAAUAGCAGCAACCACAAGUUUCCUACAUGUAUAUUAUGAAACACCUCAUGACUAAUUCGUGAGCAAAGUGAACUAGUGUGAAAUAAAAGUUUGAAUAUUUUUUAUUCGAGAAAAAACAUGAUAAACAGUUUCUCAAGAAAAAAAAUGGUAAAAUACAUGUAACUGAAAAUAGUCUACCGAAUUUCGGGUGUCUGUACAGCUAAAAAAUUAGUCUUUAUUAUCCAGUAAGUGUCAAGCUAAGGCAUGAUGGUUAAGUUUUACACUUUUUUACAUGAAGAAAAGGUCUUGCACCGAACGUAAUCUCAUUGCUUUAAGGGUUGGAAUGGUUUUUAUGAAGAUACAUGUAGAGUGCAGAGUUAAUAAGUGUGAGUAGACAGGACUUUGCAGCUUAAUGUGAAGGAAAUGGGUUAAGACAGUUUUAUUGAAAAAGGUGUCCAAUAUACUGUACUAGAAAGUUCUGCUUAAAUGAAAUUCUUCAUAUGAACACAAUCAAAUUGUGUUUUGUACAAUAAAAUGUGUAUUUUUUGUAUCGAAAGUAUUGGUUAAUACAUGUACACAUAUUAAGAACUUUGAUUGAAACAAAUUUAGUUUUAAUAAAAGUAACAGAAGUUUGACAGAAAUUAUAAAAGUAAAAAAUCUAUGAACUUUGCUUCAUGCGAAAUGUGAUGUUUUAUCGACCAAAGUUUGAUAGUGUAAACAUGAGAAAAACAGCACACACACAGAUGCAUUCAUCAUUAGAGAUUUGAAGUAACAUGUAGAUUUCAAGUGUUAUUCAUGCAAGAAAGGCCACUUUCCAUUGGGAUACUCAAUUGCAAUACUUCUGUUCUCAAGUCUGUAAAUUGGACAUCUGCAGACGUGAUUUUUAGAGGUUUGUUUUUGAAUCAGAGAUUUUUGGGGGCAUUGAGAGCAGCGAUACAUAUAAAAGUAAACGUACACAUAUAAGUAUAGUUUUCUAAACGAUUAUUUGGCUCCACGUUUGCUCUGUAAUUGGAAAUAUGAUAUAAAAGUACUUUGCGGUAGCUAAUGGUUUUGUGACUUGUCCAGAAAAAAAGCUGAAUGUCAUUGAUGUCAAAAUCACGUGAAAGAUACAAUGUACAUGCACCUGUUGACUUUUUCGACUAGAAACCUACGAAUGAUAUCAUACAAAUUAACUUUUAUUCUUCAUCUGUGAUAAGUUGAAGUAAUUUCAACGUGAUCUCAGCCAACAUGUUAGUGAAAGAGAUGUAGGGGUUAAGAUAUAAGCGAUGACUUUACGUCCUUGCUGAACAGUGCGCCUGUGUUUUUUCCUUUCUGAAUCAAACUUUGAGAACACUUCAAAUGACUUGAAAUAUCUGUGAGAGUAAAACUUGCACAGAUAUUUAAGUUUUUAUUAUUUUGCAGCUUUAUUUCUGUCGGCCACUCGAGUUCUAUUUUCUUGCUUUAGUGCUGCCCAGUGUAGAAACUACAGGUACCCAAACAAUGAACAUUAGGAAUUAUUUAGAUAUAAAUUAUUUUCUGUACUUUAAUUAGAUAAUUUAGACCUGGCAUGUUCUUCAAAGGUAACUUUAUACCUGUGUGCUUUGUUUUUUAGACCUUUGGUGUAGUCCCGGUAACCUUAUACAGAAUUAUCCGCGAAUAUAAACGCGUGUAUGUACACGUGAACGUACAUGUACAGUGCAAAUGUUUACGAAAGAGAAAUUCUAGUUUGCACGUUUUCACCGUUUGAUAGAAAACUGCACUAGUUUGAUUGUAACAGGGUGUUAGGAAAGGAUGGGUACAAUGACGUCAGUAGUUAACAUGUAAGGACAAUUUUUUUUUAUUAACUGCCAAUUAAGCUGUAGACUUUUCAAAUGUUGCUACAAAUGUUUCUUUGAGCUGCCGUAAUUCAGAAACGUUAACUUACUCAUGGGAGAGGUAAGUGAUUGUUACUUAACAAUCAUAUUGGGGAAGAAAUAUGAGGAAGAAAAAGAAAAAAAUACCGAAUUAAUAACCGAUUGUCGAAUUGAUAACCGAAUCGCAAAACUUCGCUGGCACUCCUGGCAGAAAGUUACCUGCAAUGCUAGCUGUGACCCCGUGUGACGUAUUCGCUUCACUAAAAUUUUUUGCAAGGCCAUCCACUCUUCCCAGCGUCCGAACAGGGCGCUGGUUACUAGCGAACCGUGACGCGUGCAUUUCCUAGUCGUUCGUUAACCCAGCGAAGCUCAGUUCCGAUCACGGGAGUCUCUGUUGCCAAGAAAGUAGCGCCCUCUUUGGGUCUAGCUCGUCGCUGUACUGUCGUGCCGAACUUGAUCAAAAUGAGUUUGGCAAGAGUAUGUCAAAAGCGCGACAGUUGCGCUGAACGCCGAACGCAAUAGAGCAAUGCCGUACCAGUGUACCAUUGCCAUUUGGAACACGGUAGCGCGCCUUACCCCGUAGAUCUAAAGCACGGUGUUAUAGCCUAGGCCUUAUUCUACGUUUAUGUCAGUAUUGUUUGCAGACAUUGUCUAAAUCAAACACUGAAAACAACCGUAGCCAGGCUUUAAACAAGUUUUCAUGUGGAAGACAACUUCUGCUUAGUUUGUUGCGGUGGAUAAUCAGUUAUAAUGGGCGGGAAAUCACAGAAACAGCUUACGGUCUGGCGUCACUCCAAGCUCUCUCUGUCGUUAAUAUAUAUAUAUAUAUAUAUAUAUAUAUAUAUAUAACUAUAUAUCAUGGAAGCGCCCUCGACUGUCUUUGUAUAAGGCCUCAAACCAACAGCUGAAAUUUUGUUCCUUAUGUUACAAAUGAUGUUCAUGUAAAGUAAUAAUUUGUUAUGUAUCAGACUUAAAAGAUGUAAAAUAUGGAUUGAUUGUGUUGUGUGAUUCCUAUAUGCGUGGUGGUUCUGAACUUUAGCAGAUGUUCAUAUUUCUAUUUAGUAUUCUAUUUCAUUAUUGGUGGUAGUUUUACCCCUAUCGUGUGUAUAGACAUUAUACAGAAAUAUAUUUGGCGAUAUUUACAACAUAA